Messenger RNA from Cladocopium goreaui, 519 nucleotides. NCBI's taxonomy places the organism in Eukaryota, Dinophyceae, Suessiales, Symbiodiniaceae. The record is from the annotation of a GenBank genome assembly.
AUGGCACUCUGCUCAGCUAUCAUCACUGUGCGUGAGCGUGAUGGGGACGGGGUCGAGACUUGGAAGUUGGACUGGAUAGAGGGGAGCUCUUUCGAAUCAGUUGCCAAAUUCUUUGCGACGGAGGAGCAGGUUCCCCACGAAGAUGUGGCCAAGCUCUUGCAUGAGUUUGAGGUUGGAGGUGCAGCAAAGUACCCAUACUUUUCUCGUGGCGAAAAGAACUCCCUCGAUGGAUCUGGCAAAUCGAUGCUUCUGUCCGGACCCCUCUCCAAGAAGGCCAGCUGGAAGAAGCACAAGGCAUUCUUCACCAGGAACAAGACUGGCACCACCAAGUCUUUAGACGCUUGCAGAACCUGCGGAGUUUCCAAGAGCAAAUUGGAGGCAUGGUACGUUCAGACCCGAGGGGGGAAGUCGUACCCACGAGGCACUCAGUGCAGGGAUUGCGAGUAUAAACGGCGGUUCCCACUAAAGCCACCGCCGCUGCCUGUCCAGAAAAGGAGCAAGAAAGAAAAAGUGGAAUAG